GACUGUAUGCAACGAAACAAUGUGUUCCAGAUGCAUAGCUAACCCCACGCGAGUUGCCCUCCCAACCCAAUCGUGAGUGUGAUGAUGAGUGCGUGAGCAUGAGAGAACGGGAGUUGAGAGAGGAUGGAGGGUGCGCACGAAUCGAACUGCUUAGAUGAAUGAAGAAAGGAACGCCAAAGCGAUGCCUUUAUGCAGUUGAAUGCACAUCUACCUACUUUUGAAAGGGAAUUAGCAAGGAGGUCGACAUGUGGAGCAGGCUGGCGAGUUACCUGUUGGGCGACGCGGAGGAUGGCAGCGCCGACAAGGAGAACGAGGGAGGCGCGGCAGGCGGCGCCGCCUCGCUGCCCUACGAGACGAGAUUCAGGCAGAUCGAGGUCGAGGGCGACGACUGGGUGUUCAUCGACACUCACGUCGAGGGAUUCACGGGGAUGGACGAGUCGUGGUACGUGACGCCGCCGGCCUGCUUCACCCAACCGAGCCCGGUGCACGUGGAGACGUCGCCUCUGGAGAACCUGCUGAUCGAGCAUCCGAGCAUGUCGGUGUACAGGUCGGCGGGCAAGAAGGCCCUGCACCCCGACAACAAAUCUCAGCAGGAGAAGGCUCGCAAUCAGCCGUCGAAGAGACGCUCGCCGCCGUUGAGCAACGUGCAACUGCAGCCGGUGCAGGUUGUCGCCGUGACUGCAGGCAACGUGGCAAGGGCUCAGAAGGCCGCCGCCAAGAAGUUGAACAAGUUGGAGCGAGCGGAGCUCAGGCAGCAGCAGGAGCGUCAGCAGCAGCGGCAGCAGCAGCGGCAGCAGCAGGACCAGCAACAGCAGCAGCUUCGACAGCAGCUUCUUGAGCAACAGCCUGUUAGGGGGACCAAUGUUAGGGAGACGAGAAAUGCCAGGGCUGACGAUAGCGUGAGAAUCUCCCAGAUCCGAUCUGCUCAGAAGAUGCUGGAAAAGCGCACAUCGCAGUCAGCAAAACGUAACCGUCUUGAACGAUCAAACAAGGUGUGGGAGGUGGGCUCAUCGGGUAAAGGUCGGCGUCCUCGUCGCCAGGACCGGCUGCGGCUCAACAAUAGCGGCGCCAACAACAACCGCAAAUGCUAGUCCCUAGAUCUCACACAAACACACGCACGCACGCACGCACGCGCGCGCACACACACAAAAAAAAAAAACAACACAGGCCAGGGUGUUGUAAAACCGCGCACCAACGACGUCCUUCCCCUCCCCUGUAUUUAAAAGAAAAACCCCGUCGCUUGCGACAAAACACAACCCACACCCAUCGUUCUUUGCACGACGAUUUGCACGGUUAAUGUACGACUAUAUUACACGUGAGAGUUGUUCAACAAAAUUCAGCGUGAUCGCUCGUCGGGGCGCAGACGCAUCGACGAACUUGUUAGUCCAAUUCCGUGCUGCGAAACUGUUGUAACUCUACCUUCUUGCUCUAAUCUAUCUCCUUCUUCAUGCUCUUCUUCAUUUUCUCCCGAGAAAGCGAGACACAAAAAAGAGAACUUGUUGUUGCGAGUCUCCAGCAGUAGACUCCUAAACCUCACACUUGGCACUGGAGGUUGCUGCUACUGUCGCUGCUGCAGCCGCAGCAGAACGUCGGUUGUGUCGGACAACUCCGCGUAAUCUUAACGUUAGCCUCAGCCGGAGACGUCCGCUGCCGAGAUUCCGUUGUUGAUGCGUCUUCGGGAGAGCUCGCUGUAAAUAUCAGGGAAACACAAAGUACGCGCUUUUCUUUCCUCGGCGACGACUCGGGUGGGACGAUCGCUCCUUUGAGAGCUGCUAGACAGCGUGUCGCGUCGCGUGCAAUGCACGCAGCUUAAGGAAAGAACGAUUGAAACACAAAUACGGGAACAAAGCAAAACAAGUCAUUUGGACGAGCGCGCAAUAUAUGCUGAAAUAAAAGGGGAAGAGAGAGAGAGGGGAGGGGGAGCAGAGCACGAGCUGGUGAUAAGAAUAUGUAUACACGCUCACACCUGCUUGGCACGUGUUAUAUCUUAUCUAACAGAAAAAAUGCUCCUCUCUUUCUCUUCGUACCUGCCUAUAUAUAUAUAUAUAUAUAUAUACACAUACAUACGCGCGUGUGUGUCUGUGUGUACGCGUGUGCGCGUGUGCGCGUGCAUUUUCCUUUUUACGCUUUGCUCAUGUUGCGCGUUUUCAGCGAUGUGUGCGUAGUUUUUCCCUUUCUCGAUGUAUGCGUAGAUCUGCCACUAAGUUGCGUAAAACGUGCGUUUACUUUUUGUGUCUCGCUUUUUACCCAACGGCAACAAAAAAAAACAACAUAUAUAUAAAUAUAGAGAUAGCUUAGAUAGGCGUAAUAAAACGAGAGUAGAAAAAAGCCGAGAGUAAGAUGCAUGAUAAGUCUUAACAACAAAUGACAAAAAAACUACAAAAGCUGUAGAAAGGUUAUAAAAAAAGUUUAAAAAAUUAUUAAAGUACGUAUUAUAUUGCUUAUAAAAAAGACAUAACAUAAUAUUACACACGCAUAUUCUAUAUUGUAUAUUUUUUUAACUUUUUCUUUCAUGAUUAUAAUAACUGUUUGAAUGCGCGUCUUCAUUUCAUUAUAUUUUUUCAACGGUAAUGACGACGUGCUACCAUAUAAGUUAUCUAUGUUGAAUGAUCGAACGACAAUGCUAAAGUGCAGAUAUCGCCCACUGUACGAUGUUAGUUGAUUCUUCCCUAUCUUCGAAAAAUGUUUUUUUUUAUAUAUACACACAUGCUCAAGUGUAUAUAUAUAUACACAUAUAUAUACAUAUAUAUACAUAUAUACAUAUAUAUAUAUAAUGUGUAUCUAUAGAAUAGCUGCUGGAAAACUGUGUGUAGGACGUGUUGUAAUGGGAAAUUAUAUACAUUCAUAUUGAUAUUGAUAAACAAUAUGACCAAUAUUGUAGCGGCAGAUUCUUUCAGUUUCUUUCCUGUUUUAUCUCGUGUAAUAGUUAGUGUGUAAUAAGAAGGAUAUAACAAACAAACAAACAAAAAAAUCUCGAUAAAAAAGCAUUGUGAUCAACUUGAUAUAUAUAUAUAUAUAUAUAUAUAAAUACUAUAUGAAUAUAUACAUUAAUAGAACCAACCGAUGGUUGGUGUACACAAUAGGCGAAUUUGUAUACUCCGAAGCUCCGAGCGCCAGUUCUCAUUAAUAAUAAUUAUUAUUACUACUGUAAUACCUGAGGGAAAAAAUGUGGAAAUCGCAACGAAUCGAGUUGUAGCGAGAGAAGGCCCACGUAGAAAACCCAGACUUUUGUUUCAACUUUUAGUAAGCAAUAAUAAUUCAAUCAAAGUGGGUUCGUUCUCUUUCUCUCUUGCGGCGCAGCUGAGCGUGAAUUUUACAAUCUCGCUCGCUCACCUCUUUCGUUUGGCGAUCAGCAGAGCGUGCGUGUAUUCGUUUGUUUUUACCUCUUAUGUAUCGGAGUGUGCGUGUAUGUACAAUUGUACAUACAUAAUUUAUGCGACUAAUAAGAAAAAGCUCGCUAAUGGACAAAAAUUUGUUGUCAAAGCAAAAUUGUACAAAGAUUGUCUAUCCUCUGCGGGGACCGCACUCGAGAGAGUAUCGCGACGAACCUCCCUUUUUACCUUAGCUAAAUAGCAGAAGAAAAAUAUACAAAAAAAAACAACACAACACGUUCAUUAAACUCAAUUAUAAGUAACACAAAUUCGUAGCGCGCGCGCACACCUUGGCCAGUGUUUUUUAGUAGUUGCCGCGACAGACAAAUAUAAAUGUUGCGCGUGGAUUCAUAUUAUUAUUAUAAUUUAAAAGAAAGAAACAACUGACGGGCAAUGCAAGAGAAAAAGGCGUAAGGAUGUUGUGAUCGUCGAUAUAAGUAUGGAUGUAAUUUUGUUACUGUGAAGAAGUAAAAAUAAAACAAAAAAACGUAUACAGUACCAUGCAAUAAGAAAAAUAAGUCGCCCUAUAUAUAUAAAGCAUACAUAUAAAUAUAGAUGGCGUGUGGCGCCCGUCUGGAUAUGAUGAUUGGGUAUCGAAGGCUCACGGCAGCGUACAAAUGACGACAAAAAUGUUUGAUGUUUUUUUACAACAUAAUUAUUAAUAUUAUAUAAAUAAUUAUAUAUAUAUGUAUAUAUACAUAUAUAUAUAUAUAUAUAUAUAUAUAUAUAUA
Molecule: messenger RNA, 4102 nt
Organism: Phymastichus coffea
Lineage: Eukaryota; Metazoa; Arthropoda; Insecta; Hymenoptera; Eulophidae
Gene: TP53INP
Product: serum response factor homolog A-like
Exons: 4
Coding region: 246-1091 (281 amino acids)
Biological process (GO): autophagosome assembly; positive regulation of DNA-templated transcription
Cellular component (GO): autophagosome; nucleus
Source: RefSeq, a predicted model, not a curated record